AUGGCGUCCUCGGCCUCCCAGGCCUCGGCUCCCGGGGCCGAAGGCGGUGCUCCCAGGCCCGGCUCCCCGUCCCGCCGGCUGCCCCGGAACGUGCUCAACGAGCGGGAGCGCAGGAAGCGGAUCUCAGCGAGCUGCGCGCACCUGCGGGCCCUGCUGCCGCACUUCGAGGGCCGGCGGGAGGACAUGGCCUCCGUGCUGGAGAUGGCCGUGCAGUUCCUGCGCCUGGCGGGGCCCGCGGGCAGAGGCGACGCGUGGCCCGCGCCACAGGACUCGGUGCAGAUGGCUCUGACCCCACGGACCCAGGCGGCCGCGGCCGAGCUCGGCGUGGAUGCGCCCAGCAGCGCCGUGCCAGCGUUCGCGUCGUCUGGGCAGCAGGACGGGGGCCUCGGGCCGGACGGCCCCGCCGCGUGUCUCGGGGAGCGGAGCCCGCCGCAUGCCCGGCUGAUCAGCCCCCCCAGCCGAGUGGGUGUGGCUGAGGCCCGCGGUGGGCCACCCCCUAUGCCUGAGCUUCCCUAUGGGGCGCCCCGGGCCCUCAGCCCACAUUCGCCCAGAGACCUGAGGCUGCCCCCAACGUGGUCCCCUUUGGAGAGUGAAGAGUCGCUAAGGCUGGGGCAUCAUCUUGCCCCGGGCCCCCCUGCCUCAUCUAGGUCCAUGUCAGAAGGUGAUCUGGAAGAUGGGACCCCCUUUCUCCUCAUGACCAGUCCUGAUUGGUGGCUGGGACCCCUGGAGGCCAGCUGUGUCCCUUCUCGGGCCCUGCCCAGGAGCAGCCCCUUGGAAGGCGCGGAGCCGGGCUUCCUGCCAGGCCUUGAGCACAGCCCCCAGGAGCUUCAGGAUGGUCCCCUUGAGCCCUGGGGCUUGGACGUGGGGGUUGCAGGCGUGGCUGUGAGAGAGGAGGCUGACAGCAUCUUCGCUGACUUUUUGGCGUACUAG
Sorex fumeus (smoky shrew) is the source of this 930-nucleotide messenger RNA. RefSeq names its product spermatogenesis and oogenesis specific basic helix-loop-helix 1 (gene SOHLH1). The record is from RefSeq and is a predicted model, not a curated record. Gene Ontology annotation, cellular component: nucleus. NCBI's taxonomy places the organism in Eukaryota, Metazoa, Chordata, Mammalia, Eulipotyphla, Soricidae. Gene Ontology annotation, biological process: regulation of DNA-templated transcription; spermatogenesis. The coding region runs from base 1 to 930 and encodes 309 amino acids. Gene Ontology annotation, molecular function: RNA polymerase II cis-regulatory region sequence-specific DNA binding; DNA-binding transcription factor activity, RNA polymerase II-specific; protein dimerization activity. The transcript is spliced from 8 exons.